AUGGCAGACUUCGAAUUCAGACACCACGCAGCCAACAAGGAGUUGGUCUGCUCAAUUUCCCGCCUUCUUAACGCCCAUGGAAUUCCCAAUCUCCUUUGGGGCGAUCUCGUCUUCAAUCUCUACGGAGUACCCCUCAAAGUCUCGGACUUCAGUUUCCUCGUCCCCGAUGAUCUGAUCGAUGAAGCGCGCGAUGUCCUAGAGGCAGCCAAGUUCCCCCUCUGCCAUCUCGGCCAGACAUGCCACGCCAUCCAGCCAAACCGCCCCGCCCCGCUCCCCUGCGCACACUUCAACAUCAAGCAGAAAGGCGAUCCAAACAGAUGGUUCAGAGUAGAACUGCACAGAAAGUCCGAUCUGCUCUGGAGGGCUCCGGAGAUCCCAGCCUGCACUCCCGACGACGACGAUCCGCACUACAUGCUCGGCGACGAUGCCAGGCUGCCAGAGUACUCGCCGCGAGAGCGUCUCGGCCGGAUGGACCCCUCCGACUACCCAGUCCAGAUACCGACGCCGAACCAGUACGCGGAGGCGCUGGCCAUGCUCUACUACCGCGAUGGGGUGCCGGGGCCGACCAACCGGGGAGGCUACUGGUUGGAUUUACAGAGCGAACUUGUCCAGACGGGGCUUGUGCAGCUGGACGACCUGCCUCCGCGCAUUAAGCGGCACUAUGAGCUGGUGCUUAAGGCGGACAUGAAGACGGUGCGCAGUUACAGCGAGGAAGUCGCGGGGCAAAUGAGAAAGGAAUUCGAGCUUCCGCUCCGUCUGCUGCCGCUUGAUACGGAUACGUUUGAGCCGGCGGCGGCGGUGGAGGGGUUUCUUUAA
Aspergillus thermomutatus is the source of this 816-nucleotide messenger RNA. RefSeq lists its product as uncharacterized. The record is from RefSeq and is a predicted model, not a curated record. The coding region runs from base 1 to 816 and encodes 271 amino acids. The transcript has 2 exons. NCBI's taxonomy places the organism in Eukaryota, Fungi, Ascomycota, Eurotiomycetes, Eurotiales, Aspergillaceae.